Messenger RNA from Leptosia nina, 1074 nucleotides. NCBI's taxonomy places the organism in Eukaryota, Metazoa, Arthropoda, Insecta, Lepidoptera, Pieridae. The record is from the annotation of a GenBank genome assembly.
AUGAUCUCGAUCGUCUGUCUAUUACUGAUCGCUUAUUGCGGCGCUGCGGAGCAGGAUUUAUCCUCUGAAGCUAAGCUGCAACGCGAUUUUGACUCCUGGUGCCCUGAUAGUCGUCACUUGCCACCUGGAAACGGCACAGAGAUCCACAUAAAAUUUAUACUGAAGUUAUUUUACUUCGACGCUGGCGAAGAGGUGUUCAGUAUCUAUUGUUGGAUUCACUUUAGCUGGACCGACGCACGGUUCACAUGGCGGCCGGAAGACUAUGGCGGUAUAGAUAGCGUCGUCUUCAACUCUUUAAACCUAUGGACUCCCAUGGAACAACUCCAGAACGUGAAUAGUGAUGAAAUGAACACCUUUUGGCUUUCAAGUUGUGAGUUGAAGCAUGACGGUAGCGUGUUUUGCAUUCCAAAGACUAUACUCGAUACAACUUGCAUUACGAAGUUGACUGACUGGCCCUAUGAUACACAGAAGUGCCGUUUUGACUUCAAAUCCAAGGAUCACACGAAAAAAUUUAAAUUUACGCUUGGAGAGAGACGUGCGAUGAGCAUGAUUGGUGCGGAAUAUGGAGGGACAUGGAAUAUCAUCGAUUACGAGCAAGGCGAGGACCAAAAUGCGACUAAUCAGCUGUUUUUCGAGUUGACGCUUGAACGACAGGCUUUUGGUUUAGGAUUUAUAUUGGCAACGCCAGCUAUUGCCUUGACUCUACUGACGAUGACCGUUCCGCUCUUGGAUGUAUGUGGUACAAUUAGACUGGGUAUAGCCUGUUUCAGCUUACUCUCGCAUUUUACCUUCUUACAGUUGAUAAACUACAGUAUACCUCAGCAUAACGAAGCGACGCCGACCAUUCUUAUAUACCUUCGUAGCUCUCUCGUGAUUACAAGUGUUACGAUAAUAAUAUCCGUGUUCCUCAAUAAAGCUUCAGAAAUAGAUAGGGUCCCACCACCUUGGUUAUUUUUGUGGAUCGCAUCAGGUAAUAUCGAGCAGUAUUUCAGAAAGAUUAAAAAAUUACCAUCAGCGACAGUUGAACCUACGAUUAACAGCGUACCGACUCCCACCCAAAUAGCAUUGAUAUAA